CGCACACAGCCGCAAAGAAGAAAGUGUCUUUUCCUUCUUUUAAUGUCUUCAUAUUGGAUGGUGUCCUGGAAGACUGUUGUUUCAGUUUUCUUUUCUUUUCUCUGUAUUUCUUUGGUGUUAACCGCCUGGGUAACAAUUUAUGUGCUGCAGAAUGUAGACGGUGAAAGAGCUGAGAGCUCCAGGUGCGCUUCAACAGGAACCAUGAGCGACAGAACACUGCAGUACUUCAGUUGCCGGGGGCUGCUGACAGGAAGUGACGCAUCACUGAUCGAGUGGUCGCACGGGGUCAACAGCAGGGACGCGCUCGCGCAAGCUCUUAGCGGUCCCUGUCAUAUGAUUGAAGCUGACGUAACCAUUAGAGGUCAUGAUCCCAAAGAGCCAAUCAUGGCACAUCCCCCUGACACAGAUAGUGACAUCACACUGAAAAAGUGGCUAGAAAAGGUGAAGACGAACAACAAGGGAAUAAAGCUAGACUUUAAGAGCCUGGAGGCUGUGUCUCCAUCCCUGGCUCUGCUGGAGGCCAUGCUGGCUGAGCCAGGCCGUCCAGUGUGGAUCAAUGCAGACAUCCUUACUGGACCUGGGGGGCAGAACAGACCUGUGGACGCUCAGGCUUUCCUCUCUGUUGUCACAGCUCUUCCUGCUCAGACUGUACUGUCUCUUGGUUGGACUACAGGAUGGACCGCUGGAACAACUAACUCAGGUUACAGCUGGGACAUGGUGCAUAUGAUGGAGGAGAAGUGUAGAGACCUUAAACAUCCGGUCACCUUCCCAGUUCGUGCUGCUCUGCUAUCAGAGUCCUUCUCCCAGCUGUCAUGGCUGCUGCAACAAUCAGACAGAUACACUCUCACAGUGUGGACAGGCCAACAUGAUGAGUUUGCACUACAGGACUUCAAACUUUACAGAAAAGCAUUUGAUGUAAACAGAAUCUACUACGACCUGCCGAACUCUCUGAAAGCAGAGCUUUCAAUGAUGACAUGGGAUGAUGACUGAAGCUGGCCUACAGCGGUUUCCUAGACCUCACAAAAGACUGAUGCUCUGCGGAGAUUUGGAGAGGGAAGAGUCACUUGUCUUGUCUUUGUUAUAUGUGAUUGAAGAAUUUUAAAGAACAAUUAUUGGACCACUGCAGGGUUUAAAGAAUGUUGUAGAAAGAUGUUUGAUUUUAUGUAGCCAUUUCUUGCCAUGGACAUCAUUAAUAAAAUAGUUUAAACUGGUUCAACAGUGAACUGUCAGCCACUGGACAUUUUCCCUUUUUUCCCUGGAAAAGGUAUCUAAUAAUCCACUAAAACCGAAUGUCUUCCAUUAAAACUUCAAGUAAAAGAAGAAUGUGACACACUUCUCA
Molecule: messenger RNA, 1339 nt
Organism: Girardinichthys multiradiatus
Lineage: Eukaryota; Metazoa; Chordata; Actinopteri; Cyprinodontiformes; Goodeidae
Gene: fam151b
Product: family with sequence similarity 151 member B
Exons: 6
Coding region: 43-990 (315 amino acids)
Source: RefSeq, a predicted model, not a curated record